Messenger RNA from Anolis carolinensis (green anole), 2504 nucleotides. RefSeq lists its product as uncharacterized. Lineage: Eukaryota; Metazoa; Chordata; Lepidosauria; Squamata; Anolidae. The transcript is spliced from 4 exons. The record is from RefSeq and is a predicted model, not a curated record. Bases 86 to 766 code for a protein of 226 amino acids.
CGAGCAAUCACAUUGAAGCAAUCUUGGCAGGUGUCCGUUAACCUUGUAGGGAAAGGGAGGAGUCUUCCCUGUUCUUCUGAUAAUUAUGGCUUUCCCCUGCUGCUGCUGCUCUUGGUUCUCAGUUGCUGGAGAAGAGAGGGAACCCCUCAAUAUACAGCAUCCAAAAUGUCGUGAAAACAAGAGAACAGCUGGCUUCAGCAAAGACAAACCCCUCACAGUGAAAAGGGUUAACGUGCCUGAGAUUGACACGCUUUUUGAGAACAUUUCUGAGACUUUUAAUAAGCAGCAAGGAGAUUGCUUGGCUCUCUGGGAGGCCAUCCAGGGGCUGAAAAAAGCCUACAACUGCUCACCUGCAAGCUAUCUUUCUGUAUGCAUGGAGAAGAUACAGCAAGAACACAGUGAUUAUAGUGUGCAGGUGCACAUGGAAGGAUACAGGUUUGGGCUGAAUGUGGGGGAUAAAGAAGUCCCUGAGCAACUGAAGCAGGCCCAAGAGCAGGUGGGGGAGCUGAACCGUGCCACCAUAGGCAUCAUCAGUUCACACACAACACUCCAAGAAAUGAUCCACUCAGUGCUUCAAAGCCAGGACAAGUUGCGAGAGAAAAUAAAAGUCACAAACUCUGAGCACCUAGAUUGGAUCCGCCUCGAAGGAAACCUGACAGAAAAUAUUGAAAAAAUCCAUCUGGCUGAACAGUUCUCAAAACAGUAUAAAGAAGAAGCCAAUGGUUUGCUCAAGGAAAUGUCCAAGUCAGCUGGCUUGACUUCCUAAGAAAGAGUUGAGAAUGAACCUGUAAUAGUUUGCAUUUCUUACUACAGAGAAGCUUUAAGGUGUUUUUGUCAAAAAGACUUUUGGGUAUAGUUCAACUGCACAAAUUGUCCACAAAUUAGAACUGAUCAAGAGAUUUCUGGAAGAACAAUCUUAUAUAACCACGUGUCAGAAGAUAAUGUCUCAAGGAAUUCUCACAUAGCUAUGGCUCUGAGAAAUUGCCAGUGAAAAAACAAACCUAAAUGCCACUAAAUUACAAAUUGCUUCUAAGUGGCAAAAAUGCAGUGCUGUUGCUCCCAAAUAGAUAUCACUUUUCUUGGUCAUGUCGGUAUUAACCAUUUAGUUUUGAAUCAUGUUUGCCCCAGGGCACAGGUGAAUAAGAAACUGCUAGGGCAGUGAAAUGACUCCCCCUUGCUUUUUAAGGGGGGAAGUCAGUUGCCAAGUAUUAUGAAGGACUGCUGGGUCAUUCUUGUUUCCAGUGCAGCCUUAGCAUCUGGAUUCUAGAAACUUUCAAGGGCCAAGUAUGUCAACCAAAGUGUUAGGUAGACAAAGAAAAAUAAUAGCUGCAGACUUGGGACAAAUGAAACAAGUAGAAAUAUUCUUUCUGUUCUCAACAUAAUCAAGCUCUCCAAGACAUACUUCAGAACCCAAAUGAGGGAAGGCUUCAUGCACUGCCUGCCUGCUCUGUGCUUACAGCAACUGUUCAUUCUUACUUUUAAAUAUGUAUAUGUAUGCAUAUUUUCAUCCCUUGCAUUUUUGCACUGUCACCAUCCAGGAUAAGCAUACUAGUAUCCAAGAUGCCUCCUUCAACUUAUUUUGAUCAUAAGAAAAAUCCCUUUUUUCAAACUGUCAUCUGCCUUUAAGUCAGGAUUUUUUUUCUCUUUCAGGAGUGACUUGAGAAAUUGCAAGUCACUUCUGGUGUGAGAGAAUUGGCUGUCUGCAAGGACGUUGCACAGGGAACGCCUGGAUAUUUGAUGUUUUACCAUCCUUGUGGGAGGCGUCUCUCAUGUCCCCGCAUGGAGUAAUCUGUGCUGUCCCCAGGUUGGAUUCGAACUGGCAACCUUCAGGUCAGCAACCCAACCUUCAAGUCAGCAGUCCUGCCAGCACAAGGGUUUAACCCACUGCACCACCGAGGGCUCCUAGGUUCAGAAUACUAGCACCUAAUAGCUUCCCCCAUUGAUGGAAUGAAAUUUUUCUUCCUACUUUUUCUAGUUCUUUUCCCCAAACCAUCUCCAUUUUUAUGAUUUGGUACUUGGAAAAACUUGUGUUCAAGAGAACCCUUUGACCCAUCCCAGCUAUUGUGUGAUGUAAGAAAAUAUAUGUAGUAAUGUAGUAAUCCAUAAUAUUUAAGGAACAGUAUUCAGGAUUCUAAUCUGUAAAACAAACUUCUAUAUCACAAGAGACACCAAAAGGCAACUUUUUAUUCUGUUUCCUGUGUAAUUACUUAUACAGUAUUCACAUUUCAGACUUUUUCUCUCUUAUUGUUUCCUUGUUCUCCACAGUCCAAAAACUUUAGCCAUGUCUGUUAUCUACAUUAAUGUCUUUAUCAUUCACCAUGAUGAUAAAGGACCCCUCACAGCAUUAUCUCUUUAUAUUUUGACAAGUCUCUUUACUCCUAGCCAAUCUAUCUUGCAUACUACUCCAUCAGAGUUUUUAAAAAAAAUAGAUACUUGUCUUAUUUGAAUGAUGCCUAUGUGCAUACUUUGCAUAUAUUUGUAAUAAACUUUAUUCAAUUAUUCUA